This is a messenger RNA of Acaulospora morrowiae, 433 nucleotides long. NCBI's taxonomy places the organism in Eukaryota, Fungi, Glomeromycota, Glomeromycetes, Diversisporales, Acaulosporaceae. The record is from the annotation of a GenBank genome assembly.
AUGUCAACCAUCAAAAUCGCUCGCACGAGAGAUGUUCAAAUAGACGAGGAAGUAAACUUUGAUUCAUUGAUUACGAAUAGAGACUUGCUGCGAGGUCUAAUCAAAGCAGGGUAUGAUCGGCCAUCACCGAUUCAAUUAAAAGCCAUACCUCCGGGAAAAUUGGGAUUGGAUGUUAUUGCUCAAGCAAAAUCAGGGACUGGAAAAACAAUUGUUUUUGGAAUUGUCGCAUUAGAAAUUUUGGAUUUAAGUAAUCCUCAUCCACAGGUGUUAAUACUAGCACCUACCAGGGAGAUAGCUGUGCAAACAAAAGAAGUAAUUUGCAGCAUUGGUAGAUACUUGGAAAGAUUAGCUUGUCAUGUAUUUAUUGGUGGGUUACCUGUCGAAGAAGAUUUAAAGAAGCUUAAGAAAUGCCACAUAGCAAUUGGAUCGCCCG